This is a messenger RNA of Postia placenta MAD-698-R-SB12, 821 nucleotides long. RefSeq lists its product as hypothetical. NCBI's taxonomy places the organism in Eukaryota, Fungi, Basidiomycota, Agaricomycetes, Polyporales, Adustoporiaceae. The transcript is spliced from 4 exons. The record is from RefSeq and is a predicted model, not a curated record. The annotation marks the transcript as partial.
UGUGAACGAGUGAUCGCUCCUGGCCAAUAUGAAAGCCUAGGACGUGAUCUGUUACCUUGCCAAGCACCUGUUUCAAUUUUCACCACGGGCAUCGAUGUAAUGCUCUAGCUGCACAAGGAAUGGCGGCCUGAGAUACGAAGGCUGGUUCGCAAUCGGCCAAACCAAUGCGAUCAAGUAGCCUCCAGGCUUCAUGAGCGCACACAUUUGACGGCCCCGUCCCGGCUGUCGUGCAGGAGAUAUAGCCACAAGAACCUGGAGAAACAAACAUGUAGUGGAGGUUCGCCAAGUGAUUCACACAAAGUCAAGGCGAGAUGCACGUGUAAGUCGUAGAUCAGAUCAUGGCGCACAUCUUCGCGAUCGAAGGCUUUGGAGAGAGCGUUGGCUUCGGCAAUGGCAGUAGAGGAUAUGUCAAGUCCAGUAGUCUCGAGAUGAAGAAUGGACGCGAUGAGGAUCGCGUCGUAUCACGUUUGCACAUGACAGCAUUCUCGUCUGUCGAUGCAUCCAUAAACAAAGGUCUCACUUUCACACAUCCGGGCAUGGGUGCGCCACCAGUUCGAGGUAGGUCGAUCUCGUCCGACAUGGGGGCUCUCUCAGGGAAGGUUGUGGCCUCAGGGAGUCACUUUCACUUUCCUCAUGCGUUAAGCUAUCCCUUGUCGCUAUCCUGUGCGAGCAGUCCGCGUACUCGUGCUUGAUGAGCGCAUUAUGCACCUUAUCGUAGCAUUAAGAUCACGGCACAUUGAACACUUGACCACAGCACACUUGACCCCGCGGCCACUCUGCGGAAACCCACGCCAUGGUUUGAGCUCCGAGUCAAGAAAUAG